This is a messenger RNA of Plasmodium malariae, 672 nucleotides long. Its product is annotated as methyltransferase-like protein, putative. Gene Ontology annotation, molecular function: S-adenosylmethionine-dependent methyltransferase activity; protein methyltransferase activity; nucleic acid binding. Gene Ontology annotation, biological process: methylation. The record is from RefSeq and is a predicted model, not a curated record. The coding region runs from base 1 to 672 and encodes 223 amino acids. NCBI's taxonomy places the organism in Eukaryota, Apicomplexa, Aconoidasida, Haemosporida, Plasmodiidae. The transcript is spliced from 2 exons. Gene Ontology annotation, cellular component: eRF1 methyltransferase complex.
AUGUCAGACUAUCCCCAACUUAAAAUAAAUUUUGAUUACAUUUACAACAACGAAGAAGUUAGAAAUAAUGUGUACGCACCGAGUAGUGACACGUUUACUUUUAUUGAAGCACUAGAAGAUGAUAUUGAAACCAUUUCGUCGGAAGUGAAUAUAGCCUUAGAAAUGGGAAUGGGAAGCGGUUAUUUGAUUUUGUCCUUAUAUGAGAUGCUAUUAAAAAGAAACAAAAAAAUUGACCUUCUUUAUUGUAUUGAUAUUAAUAAAAAUGCUUGUAAUUGCGUAAGAAAAUUAACGCGUGACAAUAAAAUUUCAAACGUUGAAAUAAUUAACAAUGACCUAUUUAAUAACAUAAAGAAAUGCCAACAGUUUGACUUAAUCCUAUUUAACCCACCGUAUGUUGUAACUGGACAGGAUGAAAUGAAUAGAACAGAUAUCGUAUCUUCCUACGCAGGUGGAAAACAUGGAAGAGAAAUAAUUUUGAAAUUUUUAUUAAGUGUUCAUGAAUAUGUUAGUAAUAACGGAGUUAUUUACCUACUACUGGAAAAAAAAAACAUGCCAGAUGAAAUUAUGAAUAAUGAACAUAUAACGGACAAGUUCAAUUAUACAAAAUUAAAAGAAAAAAAAACAUUAAAUGAAACAAUUUUUAUAUUCAAACUUACCAAAAAGUUUUCAUAA